CACAGAGCGGCACUCCUUCCUCUUCCUCCUCUUCCUCUUCCUCUUCCUCAGACCCUGUGGUGGUCUUCAGCAUGUCUGAUCUGGUAUCUGUGGACUUUGAGAUCUUCGGAUACGUACAGGGUGUGUGUUUCCGAAUGUACACAGAGAAAGAGGGGCUGCGUCUGGGUCUGGUGGGCUGGGUGAAGAACACUCACAGUGGGUCGGUGGUGGGACAAGUCCAGGGGCCCGCGAAUCAGGUCGAGGAGAUGAAGGUGUGGCUGGCUAAAGAGGGCAGUCCCAGCUCUCGCAUCACCAGAGCGUCCUUCUCCAACCAGAGGAGCAUCGACAAACUGGAGCUCAGAGGUUUCUCCACACGCUUCUGAAGAACACAUCUACGUCUACGUCUACGUCUACGCUGUCUUUUGUUUUAAAGAUGAAGAUCAGAGGAAUAAACACAUAGUCACCGAUUCAUGAGUUUGUUGUAAAUAAGA
This is a messenger RNA of Boleophthalmus pectinirostris (great blue-spotted mudskipper), 470 nucleotides long. Its product is annotated as acylphosphatase-2-like. NCBI's taxonomy places the organism in Eukaryota, Metazoa, Chordata, Actinopteri, Gobiiformes, Gobiidae. The coding region runs from base 72 to 362 and encodes 96 amino acids. Gene Ontology annotation, molecular function: acylphosphatase activity. The record is from RefSeq and is a predicted model, not a curated record. The transcript has 4 exons.